AUGACUAAACAGCAUCCCGCCGCCGUUCACGCCCUCGACUUUCCGGCGCACACUGCGCCGGCUGAAAAGGUCCUUGAAGCGCUUUCCGUUGAUCCCGACACUGGUCUCUCCGAAGCCGAGGUCCAGAAACGCCUCACCGAAUAUGGUCCCAACCGCAUCAAGCCCCCGCCCAAGGCGAGUCUCGGAAGAUCUUCUUCCGGCAGGUCGCCAACGCUAUGA
Trichosporon asahii var. asahii CBS 2479 is the source of this 219-nucleotide messenger RNA. RefSeq names its product calcium-transporting ATPase 3. The record is from RefSeq and is a predicted model, not a curated record. The transcript has a single exon. Lineage: Eukaryota; Fungi; Basidiomycota; Tremellomycetes; Trichosporonales; Trichosporonaceae. The coding region runs from base 1 to 219 and encodes 72 amino acids.